UGUUAGCCGGGAUGCGCCGGUACAGAGCUGUGUCCGUUGGGGUUGUGUAGGCAAGCAUCUUCUUGGCAAGGUCCUCGUAGGUGGCCGCAAACAGUUUACGGCUGUGGGAUGAGAACUUGUCUUGUGAAUGUGACGUUGGGAGGAGGGAAGCACAGGGGAGGAGGAGGACGAGGAGGAAGAGAGUGAAGAGUCACAAGAGGAGGAGGAAGGUGGAAAGAAAGAGGAAGGAGAGGAGGAGGAGGAGGAGGAGGAGGAGGAAGAUGGAGAAGGAAAGGAGAAAGAUAAGAAGGAAGGCAAUGUAGAAUGGAGGCGUCCUUGGUUUAUGUUCAGUAAAGCCCCGUAUUCUUGUCAUGGCAAUGUAGAAUGGAGGCGUCCUUGGUUUAUGUUCAGUAAAGCCCUGUAUUCUUGUCAUGGCAAUGUAGAAUGGAGACGUCAUUGGUCACAUACUGUUCUAAUGUAUGUGCACUUGCCACGCUGUUCACCAGGCAAAAGGCGUUGCAGAAAGAGCGCGAGAUCACUGUGUUGUGGGAGAAGACAGAGUCCCUUAGUGGUCAGCUGGUGACGGUCCACAACCACAGCCACUUUGAAGAGAAUGGCCUGAGCCACGACCACCUUGCUCAAGAAAAUAUCACGUUGACAGAGCUGAUUAAACAACUAGAAGAUAAGCUCAAACUUUCAAAGAUAGAAAUCAAAAACAUCACAAGACAGAAUAGUGAGCUGCAUGCACUUAUCACAGAGUAUAAAGUCACUCCCUCAGAGGAAAAAGACAAGGAUGGCACGUCUUCAUGUGAGAACUCAGAAGCUAAAUGUACAGAUACCAAGGGGAAAUUGCUGGGUCAAGUGGCUACACUGACAUCUGAGGUUAGCAGGUUGGAGAGUGAGUGCAGCAGUCUUCAGGUUCAGCUAGACUGUGAGAGGGAUAAGUAUAACAAACUGCUGGGAGAAUCUCUUGCUCAUGAAAAGUUGUCUGAAGAUGUCAUAACUGAACCAAAAGGAGAAACAACAGGAUUGGGAGGAACUGAGCUUUAACAGAAGCUGCAACAACUGCAGGAGGCUCACAGGGUCCUGGAGAGCAGGUUAACUUGCAUCAUGAAGGAGGUGGCAGAUUAGUGAUUUCUGCUGCAUCUCACACACUUCUUAUUCAAUUGCU
Molecule: messenger RNA, 1150 nt
Organism: Scylla paramamosain (green mud crab)
Lineage: Eukaryota; Metazoa; Arthropoda; Malacostraca; Decapoda; Portunidae
Exons: 5
Coding region: 424-1029 (201 amino acids)
Source: RefSeq, a predicted model, not a curated record